AAACUGCAGCUCCCUGCGCGACAGUCGGGACUCCUGAGUUUGGGAGCGGAGGGAUCAAAUGCAGCAGCAGAUCUGAGGAGAGAAACUCAGGACCCGUCCCAACAUGAAGGAAAGAACAAGUCUUCUAUUCAGCCUCAUCAUAGCAGCGUGUUCCUAUGGCAUCACUGCUCAGAGAACAGCAUGUGAAAAUGCCACCUUGGCCGACAUCGUCUUCUUAGUCGAUGGCUCCAUCGGCUCUGAUAGCUUUCGGGAUGUUCAGAGUCUCCUCAACAAAAUGAUAAAAGCCCUAGACAUCGGCACUAAUAAAGUUCAAAUCGGCUUGGCUCAGGACAGUGAUCAAACUUACCCGGAGUUCCUGCUUAAGGAUUACACAGAAAAGAAAUCCCUGCUGGCUGCAGUGGAAAGAAUCCCCUACCGAGGAGAAGGCAAAAAAACGGGCCAGGCCAUCACCUACCUCCUGGAGAAGUACUUCACCCCAGAGGGAGGGAGCCGAGCCAACAAACGAGUACCUCAGAUCGCUAUUGUCAUCACAGAUGGAGUGUCCACGGAUGAUGUUGUAGUGCCAGCACAGAACCUGAGGAAGAACGGAGUCCUAGUGUUUGGCAUCGGGGUACGAACACGCAACCAGAUGGGGCUUGAAUCCAUCGCCAACCGGCCUCCAGGACGCUUUGUGUUCUCCAUCGAUAGCUUCCAGGAUCUCCAGAGCAAGACGGACAGUCUGCUGCAACGUGUUUGUGUCUCCAUGGAGGAUCAGAGGCAAGCUUUGGCAGAAAAGUUUGCAGAUGUUUUCUUCUUGGUGGACAGUGGCAUAGCUCAAGGACAAUUUGCUGAUUUUAAGUCUGACCUUACCAAAUUGAUCACUGAUCUGGAUGUUGGAUCGUCCACCAACCGUAUCGGUUUGGCUCAGUAUGGCCAACAAACCAAUGUUGAAUUCCUUCUCAAUGCUCAUCCAAAUAGACCGAAGACCCUGGCUGCUGUCAAACGUUUCCGCCUGCGCCCACAACCCAAUCGACCACGUAACCUGGGGGCCGCUCUGGACUAUGCCAAAGCUCAAUUUUUCACCAGUGGGGCGGGAGGCCGGGCACAAAAAGGCUACCGACAGUUCUUGGUCGUUGUGAGUGGAAAAGACUCAGAUGAUAGUGUGUUUAAGGAGGCUUAUGCAAUCAAAUCAGAAGGGACAACCCUUGCUGCAAUGAGCGCAGGUGCAUCAAUGGAUUUUCUACGCUCAUUUGCCAGUGUUGGGUACGCAUAUGAUUCUCCCAGAGUAACUCUUUUAAAAGAUAGCAUCAAGACGGAGAAACUGGAGACCAAUGUUGCUGAAGAUUGCAAAGGAGCCAAACUGGCAGACGUUGUGUUCAUCGUUGAUGAGUCGGCAAGCAUUGGGACCACCAACUUCCAGAUGGUGCGCACUUUCCUGCACUCGAUUGUGAGCAGCCUGGAUGUCAAUCAGAAAAGAGUCCGAGUGGGUGUUGUUACGUACAGUAGCAUGCCCACAGCACACAUCUACCUUAACACGUUCAAUGACAAGAACGAAAUCCUGCAGUUCCUGAAUAUCCUGCCUUACCAGGGAGGUGAGACAAACACUGGAGCUGCCCUAAACUUCACUCGGAAAGAAAUCUUCACAGUGCAGAAAGGCUACAGGAAGGAUGUCCAGCAGGUGGCAGUAGUGAUCACCGAUGGUGAAUCCCAGGAUAGUGUGACAGAAGCGGCAGCCAUUCUCCGUCGGGCUGGUGUCACACUUUACGCUGUAGGAAUCGAAAAUGCAAACAAGGCUGAACUAGAGAAGAUGGUGUCCUACCCCUUCCAUAAGCAUGUUUAUAGCGUGGACAGUUUCAAAGAUCUGAAAACCAUCACGGAGAACCUGCAGAAAACCCUGUGCACUAACAUCAUUGAAGAAGCACUAGAUACAAGAAAAGAAGACGUCAAAGAAGCAUGUGAUCAGAAGGAUGAAGCAGACUUCUUCUUUUUGAUGGACGACUCAGGAAGCAUUGAGAACCAAGACUUUGCUGACAUGCAGACGUUCAUCAUUGAGUUCAUUAGUAUUUUCCGUAUUGGGCCAGGACAUAUCCGCAUGGGCCUUGUGAAAUAUGCUGAUUUGCCAACGAAGGAAUUCGACCUGAAAACCUACUCAGAUGCUGAUAAACUGAAGGAAGCUAUAAAGAGUAUUGAACACAAAGGAGGUGACACCAAGACUGGAAAGGCGCUGUCAUCCAUGGCAACCCACUUUGAGGAAGCUCGGGAUCGGAAAGUCCCAAAGUACCUGAUUGUCGUUACCGAUGGGGAAUCCAAGGAUGAAGUAACAGCUCCUGCUGCAGAUUUGAGGGAUCAAGGUGUCAUUAUCUAUGCCGUCGGAGUGAGUAAAGCAAACCAGACUCAGCUGCAAGAGAUUGCCGGCGACCAAACAAGGACUUUCUUUGUUCAGAAUUUUGAUGCCCUGAAGUCAAUCAAGAAUGAUAUCUUCAGACACAUCUGUUCUCCAGACAUUUGCAAAGACAUACUGGGUGACGUAUUUUUCUUAACUGACAGCUCUGCGAGCAUCAGUGACGCAGACUACCAGAAAAUGAAAAACUUCAUGAAAUCUGUUAUCAGCAUGUCCGCCGUUGGGCAAAAUGAGUUGCAUGUAGGUGUCAUGCAGUUCAGCAGCAACGCCAAACUGGAGUUCCCCCUCAACCAAUACCACAGCAAGGAAGAAAUGUGGAAAGCCAUUGAUAACAUGCAGCAAAUCAAUCAAAACACGCACAUUGGAAAUGCCAUUACUGAGGUGUCGAAGUAUUUCAAGGAAACCAGCGGAGGGCGUUCUAAUCUGAGGCAGUGGCUGAUAGUAAUAACAGACGGUGAGUCCCAAGACAGUGUUAUAGGCCCCGCUGCGGCUCUGAGAGCUAAGGGAGUGUUGGUCUACGCCAUUGGAGUGGGGAAAGCCAUCACCUCCCAGCUGGUAGAGAUCACUGAUUCCUCAGAGAGGGUUUUUACUGAGAGCAACUUUGAUGGGUUGAAAGACUUGGAGAAGAAAGUGGCCUUAAAGCUCUGCGACCCAAAAAGAGAAUGCAAGAAGACAGAAAAAGCAGACAUUAUUUUUCUGGUGGACGGGUCUAAAAGCAUAGGUGAAACAAAUUUCAAAAGCAUGCAGACGUUUAUGGAGUCAAUAGUAAACCAAACCACAGUUGGCAAGGACCUGACUCGCUUUGGGGUCAUUCGUUACUCCACCAGGGUCGAAUCUGUUUUUACUCUUAAGGACCAUGACUCCAAACAAAAAGUUCUUGCACAAAUAAAAGAACUAGAGCUACUAAACGAAGACACCUACACCAGCAAAGCCUUGAAGUACUCAUUAGACUUCUUUAAUGAGCAGCAUGGUGGCCGGAAAGCACUCAAGGUGCCUCAGAUUCUCAUGGUGAUCACAGACGGGGAAGCCACCGACCCAUACCAACUGGAGCCCAACUCUGAUGCACUGCGAAACAACGGAAUCACUGUGAUCAGUAUUGGAGUGAAAAAUGCAACAUAUAAAGAAUUGUUGACCAUGGCUGGUGACGACCCAUCUAAAGUUUUCUAUGUGGACAAUUUCAAGGCCCUAGAAACUCUGUACAAGAAUAUUUCUUCUAUCCUCUGCAAUACCACUAAGCCAGUUUGCAAGAAAGAGAAGGCCGACAUGGUUUUUCUGCUUGAUUAUUCUAGCAGCAUCAACCAAUUGUCCAACGACAAUCACGAGAUCAUGAAAAACUUCACCAGAGAUGUAGUGAACAGCUUUGAAGUCAGUAAAGAGUAUGUGCAUGUUGGAGUUGCACAGUUCAGCGUUCAUACUCGGAGGGAGUUUUACCUCAACGAGUACUUCAGUAGGGAGGAUGUGAGCGCACAGAUCAAGAAAUUGGAAUACGAAGGUGGAAACACUCACAUCGGACAAGCCUUGAAUGAAGUUAAGGAGUACUUUUAUACAUCAAAGGGCAGCCGUAGUGGAAUCUCCAAGAAUCUGAUAUUGAUCACAGAUGGUGAUUCUCAGGAUGAUGUGGAGGACGCAGGUCAAUAUAUCAGGGAUCUGGGAGUUGAGGUGUUUGCCAUUGGCGUUGGAGACGUCCAUGACCUGGAGCUCUUGCAGAUUACUGGCACCCCUGAGAGGCUGUUCAACGUGCGAAACUUCAACGAGUUGGCAAAUAUCAAGAAAAAGUUAGUGGACACCAUGUGCGAACCCAUCCAAGAUUCCCCUGCCUGCAGCAUUGAUAUCGCCAUAGGAUUUGAUUUUUCCCAAAGAACCAGAGCUAGUGAGAUGCUGAUGCGCAUCAGCAACCUCCAGACCUUCCUGCCAGACAUUGUCCAUUCCAUUUCGGAGGUAAAAGGCCUGUGCUGCCUCUUGGCAAGUGACGGAAAAGAUUUCCUUUCUGUCGGGACCAACAUCUCCUUCCAUGUAGUAGAUGAUGGAGGACGUAUAUUGUAUGAUACAGACUUUGUACCCUACAACGAGGCAGUCGUGCAAAAAGUCCUGACGCUACGGAUUCCAGAAUCUACCGCCUUCAACACUGCCCUGCUGAACUACUUCAAGGAGAGGUUCAAGACCAAAUCUGGAGCUGGUGUCAAGGUGGCGUUGAUCUUCUCGGACGGACUCGACGAAGACGUGAUGAAACUGGAGCAUGAAUCAGAGCUGCUGCGACAGUCUGGGGUCAGCGCUCUGCUGACGGUGGCUCUGGAGGGAGCGAGGAAGCCCGCCGAGCUGCAGAUGGUGGAGUUUGGCAGAGGAUUUGGCUACCAGCUCCCCAUCCACAUCGGCAUGCCAAGCAUUGGCAACGUCAUCCUCCAACAGAUUGACACAGUGUCAAAUAGGGAGUGCUGCAACGUCACAUGCAAAUGUUCGGGACAUGAAGGCAUCCGUGGCCUUCCAGGCAAACCAGGGAUAAAGGGUCUUCCUGGACAGAAGGGUCAUCCAGGCUUCCAGGGAGAGGAGGGAGGCGUCGGUGAGCGAGGACCUCCUGGACCAAGUGGACCUCAGGGCAUCCAGGGCUGUUCUGGAUACAGAGGACAGAAGGGCAACCGAGGGGUCUCCGGCAACAGGGGUGAGAACGGAGAAGACGGACUGGACGGAGUCGACGGAGAGCAGGGACUUACGGGACUAGAUGGAGCCCGAGGAGACAGAGGAGACCCAGGAAACCCGGGUAUCCCGGGUAUAAGAGGAGAGGCGGGGCUGAAAGGACAGCGAGGACUGAGAGGAGAUCCGGGUGAACCAGGCACGGAUAACAGGACCCCCGGAGCCAAAGGAGACCCCGGAAACCCAGGUUUACCGGGUAUACCCGGAGAGGACGGUCAGAAAGGAGAUCCUGGAAUCCCUGGAAACAGGGGUCCAGAUGGAAGAAGAGGCCCCAUCGGUGUGAAGGGUUUGCCUGGAGGACCGGGAGCUCGAGGACUCCCAGGGAGCCCAGGUGCUUCUGGUCCACAGGGACCCAGGGGGGGAAACGGAGAUCGUGGACCAAAAGGAAUAUCUGGUUUUCCUGGACCUCAGGGUGAACCAGGACCAGCAGGAGGACCAGGACUACCCGGACGCCGUGGUGCUAACGGGCAGAAGGGCCAACCAGGAGAUCCAGGCGUGAAGGGUUCUCCAGGAUCACUGGGACCCAGAGGAAUGCCAGGUCAGGAUGGAAAUGACGGUUAUGGACCUCCAGGACCCAAAGGUGCCAAGGGAGAUCCUGGUUUUCCUGGUUACCCUGGUCUACCGGGUGAGGAUGGUAUGAAGGGAACAAAAGGAUAUCCAGGACGCAAAGGGAACCCAGGUCGAGGGGGGAAUUCAGGCAGUUCUGGAGAAUCAGGCGUGAUUGGAGACCCGGGACAUCCAGGACGCAGGGGUCCCAGAGGUCCUCCGGGAAGCAGAGACGUGACUUGUGAGCUGAUCACAUACAUCAGAGACAACUGCGCAUGUUCCCACGGUCAAUCGGAGUGCCCAGCGUAUCCCACUGAGCUGGUGUUCGGUCUGGACAUGUCCGAGGACGUGACCCCGGCAGUCUUUGAGAGGCAACGCUCUGCCCUCCUCUACCUGCUGGAGGACAUCACGAUCGCUGAGAGCAACUGCCCGACGGGCGCCCGGGUCGCCGUGGUGGGAUACAGCGCCCACACCAAUCAGCUGAUCCGCUUCCAGGACUACCGCCGCAAGAAGAAGCUGAUUGAAUCUGUGAAGAACAUCGCCCCGGAGAGGACCUCCAACCGACGCCAACUGGGAGCCGCCAUGCGCUUCGUGGGUCAGAAUGUCUUCAAACGUGUUCGUGCAGGAGUCAGGAUGAGAAAGAUGGCUGUCUUUUUCUCCAACGGGCCAUCACAGGACAGUUCCAACAUCGUUACCGCCAUGAUGGAGUACCGGGCCCUGAACAUUGUCCCGGCGGUCAUCUCUCUGCGUAACGCCCAGGCUGUUAGUCGAGCAUUGCAGGUUGACGACACAGGAAACUCCAUCUUUAUGGUGCUGGGGACGGACAUGACUGACCUGGGGAAGGUGAAGAACUGUGCAAUCUGUUACGACCCGUGUAGGCCUUCAGAGCAGUGCACCUUCAUCCAGGAACCGGUUCAGCCUCAGGAGGUCGACUUGGACCUGGUCAUGGUGGUGGACAGCUCCAGGGAGGUGCAGGCUGAUGAGUACACCGGUGCUCAGCAGCUGUUGGGUUCUGUGGUGGAGCAGUUGGCUGUGAGCCCGCAGCCCCGCAGGGCCGGCAACCAGGCCCGGGUGGCUGUAGUCCAGCAGAGCGGUACCCAGGCUGUUAAGGUGGAGUUCGGCCUGCAGACCUACCAGAACCACAACCUGAUGAAGAGGCACCUGAUCCAGAACAUGCGUCAGCAGGGCGGCUCCUCUGCGCUGGGACAUACGCUAGAGUUCACCCUGAAGGAUGUGCUCCUGAAGGCCAGCCAGCCCCGGAGGAGGAGGGCAGUGCUGACCGUGGUGGGAACCCAGACGGCUUACCAAGACCGAGCCAGGCUGCAUUACAUCUCCCAGAAGGCCAAGUGUGAGGGGGUGGCGCUGUUUGUGGUAACGGUCGGCGAGCGCUACAACCGGACCCAGGUGGAGGAGCUGGCCAGUCCACCUGUACAGCAGCACCUGAUCCACAUCAGCAAUCUGAAGGCUGACGAGCAGGGCUACGCCCAACGCUUCUUCAGGGUCUUCCUCACCACCCUCAACAAGGGAAUGAACACAUAUCCUCCGCCUUCAUUAAAACAGACCUGCAACCAGCUGACGGACUUAGAGGAUGAAGGGAUAUUCUUAGACAGUGAGGGGUCGGCAGAGCUGAAGGGGGAAAUCCAGGGGGAUGAAGUCCAGGAGAAGUUUUGGGAGCAAGCGGGAGGAAAGACUCAGACUGUACAGCUGGAUGUCAUCGAGCCUUUGACCCCAGUGGACGGCCAGAGUUCAGACUCAGGACCCAACCUCAACGACGUCUGUUUGCUCAGCCAGGACACCGGCGGCUGCCAGAACUACACCAUAAUGUGGUCCUUCAACAACGAUCUCGGGAAAUGCGCUCGCUUCUGGUACGGCGGCUGUGGCGGCAACGGAAACCGCUUCAAGACAAAGUCAGAUUGCGAGAAACGGUGUGUGAGGAAGAGUCAAUGAGGAGUACGAGUGAUGACUGGAUGAAGGAAACUGCAGCUUUGCUUUAAAUCAGGAAUAAUCUUUAAAAAACAUGUUCAUCUUCAAGGAGAAACGUUUCAGUUCUGGGACAUUUAAACUGAAAACACAUCAAAGUUUAAACUGUUCCAAAACUGGAGAUUACCAAAAGAAAGAGCACCUUCGCUUGGAGAAAUCUACAGAAGCCCUGAAAACGAGAAAAUAUAUAUUUCCAAGUUUACUUUUUUGUCCACUUAUGAAAUAACAUGUUUAAAAAAAACACCAAAACAUGAAUUUAAUUUCAGUUUCCCUUCAGGGCUUCCAUACAGCUUGGAGAUUGUUCUAUUUUGUAUUUCAUCGAGAACUUUCUGUUGGACGUUGAUUCCACCUUUUACUCUUUAACUGGACCUGAUGCACAACACGACCUUCAGUGUCUUUCAGGAUUUUUUUUUCCCAGGUAAAUUUCUUUAUAUACAUAUUUUACUUUUACUUUUAAAUUGUAUAAUUUUUUUAACCAGUUUUUAUAGAUAAAUAAAAAAUUCACUCUCCUUCCAGGGCUUCCGUACCCACUGGAGAUUGUUUUAUUUUGACUUUUCUUCACUCGAGAACUCUCUGCAGGUUGUUUUUCGAUCUUUUACUGAACCUGAGGAGACUUGAGCGUCUUCCAGGAUAUUUUUGAUUUUUUAUUAAAUCAGGUGCUAUUUUUGUUUUCAUUUUAUUGAGCUGCUGGACAAAUACAACAGGAAUGCACACAGUCUGGAUUUGUUACCAUUUCUGUAGCAACAAACUUCAUUUCAUUCGACUUCAUGAUUUUCCUUUUUCUUUCUGUACUAGUUUCUGAUUAAAAUUCAUAUUUCAGAUGA
This is a messenger RNA of Dicentrarchus labrax (European seabass), 8418 nucleotides long. Its product is annotated as collagen alpha-6(VI) chain. Gene Ontology annotation, biological process: extracellular matrix organization. The transcript has 39 exons. Gene Ontology annotation, molecular function: serine-type endopeptidase inhibitor activity; extracellular matrix structural constituent conferring tensile strength. NCBI's taxonomy places the organism in Eukaryota, Metazoa, Chordata, Actinopteri, Moronidae. The coding region runs from base 104 to 7561 and encodes 2485 amino acids. The record is from RefSeq and is a predicted model, not a curated record.